GAACAACUCCAGCACCGUGCAAUUAAGUAUCUUCCAACAACUCGCGCUGGUCAUCAACAAUGUCAUUCCCACAAGCCAUGAUUCCCACUGCUGUCAGGCUGGAGCAUGGCGACAGGUUGCCCUCCUCGUGAGGUACAUCUCCUCGAGGGGGGUCGCUGAGCCCAUGAAUGAAUUGCUAUGUUCUCGGAGCGGGGAGAGAAUCUCACGAGCUAAAUGGCAGCUCGAGUUUGGUCAUGAUGGUGUACAAGUGUAUACUGAAUGGCCAGUCAGCCGUCUGCUACUCUGCUCUCGGUGUGGAGCUUGCUGCCUCACCACACAUCUGUCAAGUCUUGCAGGAAGCCUCUGGGGACUGUUCCGCCUGGAAUUUCGGGGUUUAGAAACAGACCAGUCAUCUCGAUUCAAUCAUGCUAUUCUAUGCAAUGUUCCACGAUUCAGAAAGAAAGUCCUACCGUAGUCACAUGAUAUCAUUAUCAUCCAACCAUCCAUGACAUGAGUUCGUGGAGAUCAGCGACGUUCAUUGUACAAAUCUGCAUAUACCCACAAAUCGGAGUAUGUAUUCCUCAAUUCUUGCAACCUGUCCUCCGUGAAGGAUUGACCCGGAUCCAUAAAGAUCUCCUGAAUGCAGGUUGCCGUCAUCCCUCUCACCCGCAAACCUCAAACAUUUCUAUAGUUGGCGACAUUGCUCAGCGGAUACAUGUCUCAUGAUGAGAAAUUAUAUUGCUGUGUAGCCGGGAGAAUUCUCCUGUACUCAAUCAUGACGUUUGUUUCUCUCCCAUCUGAUAUAUCUCCGGAUAUUCGGAUCUUGUACUACUAUCUCUGGCAACACAGACCGAUGUCUGCAUUGAUAUAAGACGGGGAUGUUCUUUUGGACACAAGUCUCUUUGACACAUUUGUUUGAUCUCAACGAAACCUUCACAAUUUCUUGCGUGGAUCCACAAUGAAAUCGUUCACCUUCUUCGCCUUCGUCAGAAGCGCAAGUGCAAUCGUCACCCGAUGGGCUCCGUGCUGCUUCCAUCUAAGUGCUGCAGGGGCAGUAACAGCCACAGUAGGGCAGCUUGAUGAUGGUCAGAACCGGAUCAAUGGACCUCUUGCUCCUGCACAAUUCUGUAUUACGGACGGUGCCAUCACAGAUGCACAUGGUCGUGGAUGCAUCAUCACUCCCGGAGUCACGCAGUAUCAAUGUGACAGUGGUGUACCGCCUGCAUCAGGGUUCAGCAUCGGUUGCGAUGGAACUGUGGCAUACAAUGGAAGCCCCACUUUCUGGGAAUGUCAGACCGGUGAUCAUGGAGAAGCAAACAUUUACAUCCGUCCCGGCGGAAUUAACUGUGGAGAGAUAACCCUGAAGGCUGAUGGCUGCUUCUCUGGUUGUCCUCCACCAGCUCCACCCACUCCACCUGCCGGCUGUCCUGCCAAUCUCAACGGACAAUGGGAAUUCCCACAUCUCAUCGUCCCCAUCGAUUCCACCACACCCACCAUACCAGCCGGCACAAGCUACUUCGGCGAAGUCUCCUCCACCAUCUCCACCAUCUACAACUUCGACAUCCCCUCCUCCGACACAGGCAAGACCUGUUCCCUAGUCUUCCUAUUCCCAACCCAAGACCAGCUCACAACCUCCUCAUUUACAUUCAGCGGAAACGGCGGCAUCACUUUCUCUCAGCUCGACGGAGUCGCUACAAAUAGCACGACAUAUGCCACCGCGCCUGGAGUCAAGACCUCGUACGGAGUGACGGUUGUGGCGCCCGGGAACGCGUACACUAUUGCUACGUUUCCGUGUCCGGCUGGCCAGGCGGUGAGCUAUGAGGUGAAGGCUGUGGGGGAUACGUAUUUGAGGGACUUUCAGGAUUAGAAUCCGUCGCCUAUUGGUGUUUAUAUCACGAAGUGCUGAAUGCCUGGACUUGGUGGGUGUUAAUCUUGGGCAGGUUACUGGUAUAGUGGUGUCGUUGGGUUGGGUAGUUUGGUUCGGAUCAUACUGUUCCUGCGUUGGGAUUCUGAAGUUUUGCUUUCGGUGUCCGGAUUGAGAAUUUAAUUGCAUUCGUUAAGAGAC
This is a messenger RNA of Cadophora gregata, 2044 nucleotides long. RefSeq lists its product as uncharacterized. The transcript has 3 exons. The record is from RefSeq and is a predicted model, not a curated record. Lineage: Eukaryota; Fungi; Ascomycota; Leotiomycetes; Helotiales; Ploettnerulaceae. Bases 938 to 1846 code for a protein of 302 amino acids.